AUGCCACGGGAUGGCGGAGGGAUGUUAGCUGAGCCUAAAGUAUGUGUAGGGCCAGCUGGAGUUCCUGUGCCAAAUAACCCUGCACCAACCAAGGAACAGAGCAGUGGCACACGAAAAGCACAAGUUGUGAAAAUUCUGGGAGAAGGAGCGUUUGGCGAAGUCAAACUGGUGGUUGAUCCGCGGAAUCCGAUGUGUUGUGUGGCUUUGAAAUGCAUAGAUUUGAGGAAGUUUCAAAACAAUAGUGAAGCUUUGAAUCAGUUCAAGAAAGAGGCUUACUUACAACGAUUGCUCUCGACUAAGGAAUGCGAUAAUAUGAUUCGUUACAUUGGGAUGCGUGUAGAGACUGAAGGUGGCCUGAAUGAGCUUCAAAUUUAUUUGGAAUAUGCAGACGGUGGAGAGCUUUUCGAUCAAAUUGAACCUGACGUGGGAAUGCCACCUGUAAAGGCGCAGUUCUACUUUCGACAGUUGCUCAAUGGUCUCAAGCACAUUCACAGCAUGGGAGUUGUUCAUCGAGAUAUCAAACCCGAAAAUCUCCUUCUCACCGGCCAAGAUGUUUUGAAAAUCUCCGACUUUGGCAUGGCUACCGUUUUCCGACAUAGCGACCGUGAAAGAAUGUUGAAUGCCACAUGCGGUACGCUACCAUACGCUUCACCACAAGUAAUAAAAGGAUUGUACAAAGCAGAACCUGUGGAUAUUUGGUCGUCUGGCGUAGUUCUCGUGGCCAUGCUAGCUGGCGAGCUUCCUUGGGACUCAGCGGAGUGUCCUGCCUAUAGUGAAUGGGUAAAUGGCACUGUCGUGGUUACCGAAAACAACCCGUGGAAGAAAAUCGACACCACAGCAUUAUCAUUGAUUCGCGCAAUACUGACGGAGAACGAAAACACUCGCGCUACUUUGCAGCGGAUUAUGGAACAUCCAUGGACAAACGCAGACUUUGCCACUGCAAGGGAAAAUUCGGUUUGUGUUCCUGCUAUCAAGAGGAAGCGUCUGACGGCUGAUAGGAGCGAGUGCCCAGCAGCUUCCCAGCCAUCGGCAGUUAAAUGGACACCUUCUGUGGUGACAAAUCGACGACACGACCCAAUGGCAAUGAUGGUACGCCGCAUGACGCGAUUUUGCGUCACAGUGUGUGGAGCUGAAGUCUUACUCAUUACGUACAGAGACAUGUCGUUCAUGGUGACUAUCUACGAAGUACCAACGAAGGUGUUAGUUGACUGUAGGAGAUCACGUGGAGAUGGACUGGAGUUCAAGCGAGCUUUCCUACUGCUCAAGGCUAGCCUAUCGGAUAUCAUAAGCAAAGAAGGAGAAUCGUGGAUGGAAAGUCGUGGUCUGACUUGUUCACAAAAUGCUGAGGUGGCGAGUUGGACGAGAAGAGGUGCUGUUUAUUAA
Messenger RNA from Ostertagia ostertagi, 1383 nucleotides. The record is from the annotation of a GenBank genome assembly. Lineage: Eukaryota; Metazoa; Nematoda; Chromadorea; Rhabditida; Trichostrongylidae.